Talaromyces proteolyticus is the source of this 317-nucleotide messenger RNA. RefSeq lists its product as uncharacterized. The record is from RefSeq and is a predicted model, not a curated record. Bases 87 to 275 code for a protein of 62 amino acids. NCBI's taxonomy places the organism in Eukaryota, Fungi, Ascomycota, Eurotiomycetes, Eurotiales, Trichocomaceae. The transcript has a single exon.
CGGUAAUCAAAUCAUUAUAUUAUAUUAUUCCGUAUUACUAUUACUAUUACUCUUCUUAUUCUCGCAGCUCAUUACUUGAGUAAUAUAUGGUAUCAAUCUUUGGCUGUGUCGCCGGUCUAUUUUUGGCAACGCAUGUUUGUUUACUUAUCUUCUAUAUCUAUACCUUUGCUGUUCUAUAUCUAUAUUCAUGUAUCAAUUCUGUUUCCGUUUCUUGUCAGAAGACCGCCUGUUUAUUAUUCCCUUCUCUGAGAAGAAUAGCAACAGCAGCAUUUUGAAUCAAUCAAUAAAAAACAAUAACUCUUCGAUGUUGUGCAGCG